CGUUAAAAAGUAAUUCUACCUCGGUCACUAAAAUCUGUUAGAAAAAGUUUAAUAAAGUUGAUUCGCCAUUCAUGUCAGCAAAUAAGAAUAGUUCAAGUAAGAAAGAUGAUUUAGCAAAUCUGGAUUCCACCCAAAUUGCCACCAAAACUAAAGCAGAAAGUGUCAUGUCGAUGGUACAGUCAUUUGAGCAUAAUGAAAGUUUCUUGGUUGGUCAGGGCAUUAAGAGUAAAUCCAAAGCAAUUCAUUCAUCCAGAUCAUCAGAUGCUUCAAGUCAUCACACCAAAACAUUGAAAAACAAUCAAACCAAGCAGGAAACCAAACGGAGACAUGUGAUUGGACCGACAUUCAAAUCCAGAAAUGAUGAUUUUCACAAGAUUUUCACAUCAGUUAGCCCAAGUGAAAAAAUAAUUUCAGAUUAUUCUUGUGCACUACAAAUGGACAUUUUAUUUCAUGGUCGCAUGUAUAUAAGUGAAAACCACCUGGGGUUCUAUGUUUACCUGUUCAGAAAAGAAACCAAAAUUCUCAUAAAAUGGAUUGAUGUAAUCAAAAUAAAAAGAGAAAAGACGGCAAAAUUGAUUCCAAAUGCAAUUCUUCUUGUGACUCAUUCUGAUAAAUACUGCUUCACAUCUCUGGCCAUGCGAGACAAAACGUUUCUUUUAAUGAGGGAGUUGUGGCAGAACUCAUUCAGUAACUAUAAGCUGACGAAUGUAGAUUUGUGGUUGUGGAGGUAUUAUAACUAUGGAGAUGAGUUGGGCUUGAAUGACGAAGCUGACAGUAACAGAUUAUUCUCAAGAAGUAUCUCACAUAAUGAUGGCAGUUCUGCCGAUUGCAAAAAAAUUUCAAGCAGUCCCACAAUUUAUGACGAAGGUGCCGAUGAUUCUCUCAGGUUCAAAGUGACCGCACUGGAUAGGUCACAGUUUUAUUGUCGAGUUCAAAAACAGUUGAAACUUCUUCAAUUGGAAACUACGAACAAGAUUGUAAGUUGAGUUUAUUUUAACAUAAUUGAAAAAUUUUGCUUAGUUUAAGCUAAAGUAUGUAUGCAGCAACGGAUCGAUGGGACCGUGCGAGCCAGUGCACCCGUUUGAGCGUUAUUUGUAUUAAACGUUAGAAAUGUUCGUUGUUUUGACAAAAAAGUAGUGUUUUGAAGGAAAAAUAGACAUUAUAAGCCCAAAAAUGGUCGUAAGUUAACAAAUUUAGACCACUAUUACCAAGAAAAUUGAAACAUUUUCCAAACAAAUUUGAAUAUUGAAUUUUUUUUCUAAAUUUGAAAAUCUUGGUUUUUUGGCUUUCCCAUGAAAGUUGUCUUUUGCCACUGUUUUAUUCCAAAUAUUUUAACAACAUAACAAAGUAAAGUUUCAUAUUCUAUUUUUUUGGUUAAAUUCUGUUUUACCGUCUUUAAUAUUACACGCACUCGGCCAAACGUUACUUUAAUGUUGACAUUUAUAGAAAUAACUUUAAUAAAUGGAUAAUUUUAAUUUUGAUAUUGAUGUUUUAAUAAUUUUUGAAGCAUAAAAUAUAUUUGAUUUAAAAGAUAAUAAAGAUAUUUCGCCUAACUCUGCCGCCAUACUAAUUAUUCUAUAUUAAUUAUUUUUAUAAUGUUAGACUUUUAUAAUAGUCUUUAUUUGAAUUGGU
Helobdella robusta is the source of this 1632-nucleotide messenger RNA. RefSeq lists its product as hypothetical. Gene Ontology annotation, cellular component: endoplasmic reticulum-plasma membrane contact site; plasma membrane; endoplasmic reticulum membrane. Bases 72 to 986 code for a protein of 304 amino acids. Gene Ontology annotation, biological process: intracellular sterol transport. The transcript is spliced from 6 exons. The record is from RefSeq and is a predicted model, not a curated record. Gene Ontology annotation, molecular function: sterol binding; sterol transfer activity. NCBI's taxonomy places the organism in Eukaryota, Metazoa, Annelida, Clitellata, Rhynchobdellida, Glossiphoniidae.